Molecule: messenger RNA, 249 nt
Organism: Racocetra persica
Lineage: Eukaryota; Fungi; Glomeromycota; Glomeromycetes; Diversisporales; Gigasporaceae
Source: the annotation of a GenBank genome assembly
UUGUAACGACAAGCUUUAAUUCUUCAAGGGGCUCAAUAAGUACACAGAGCACUUUAACUAGCCCUACUUCAUAUACUAAACGAAUGUUAAUAGAAGGGAAUAAUGGAAUUAAUUCCAUCCCAAUGAGUCCUGAUGGUGAUACUAUUACAGAAAUUCCAGUUAUUAAAAAAAGUAAUACUUUAAAAGAACGUAACUCCUCAAGAGAAAGGAAAUUAACUAUAAGAGGAUGGUCAUUGAAUCGUAAUCGAA